Molecule: messenger RNA, 800 nt
Organism: Perognathus longimembris pacificus (Pacific pocket mouse)
Lineage: Eukaryota; Metazoa; Chordata; Mammalia; Rodentia; Heteromyidae
Gene: Tm4sf20
Product: transmembrane 4 L six family member 20
Exons: 4
Coding region: 1-681 (226 amino acids)
Cellular component (GO): membrane
Source: RefSeq, a predicted model, not a curated record
AUGACUUGCUGUGAGGGCUGGACGUCGUGCAAUGGGUUCUCCCUGCUGGUGCUGAUUCUGCUGGGUGUCGUACUCAACGCCAUCCCUCUGGGCAUCAGCUUGGUGGAGGAAGAUGAAGCUUUCCAGAACCCCAUCUCUUGCUACGAGUGGUGGUUCCCGGGGAUUAUAGGAGCGGGUUUGAUGGCUAUUCCGGCAACAACCAUGUCCCUGGCAGCAAGAAAACGAGCAUGCUGCAACAAUAAGACCGGGAUGUUUCUGUCCUCACUUUUAAAUGUCAUCACAGUCGUCGGCGCUGCGUAUUGCAUGUUGGUGUCCCUGCAGGCUCUCGCAGAAGGCCCCCUCAUUUGCAAUUCUCAAAGCAACCAUACAGCUACCUGCGAGUUUUCGCUGAGAAACUUAAGCAACUUUCAUCCAGAAUCUUUCAAUCUGCAGUGGUUCUUGAAUGAUUCUUGUGUAGCUCCCACUAGAAUCGAAAACCCCACCGCCAAAGACAUUGCCCGUAAAUGGGGAAUCCCAAGCUCCAACUCGGAGGAAGACAGAUACAGGAUCUUCCACUUCUCAGUAUUCCUAGGUCUGCUGAUGGUUGGGGUCCUUGAAGUCCUCUUUGGGCUCAGCCAGAUAGUCAUUGGUUUUCUUGGAUGUUUGUGUGGUGUUUCUAGGCCAAGAAGUCAAAUUGUGUAGUUGUAUGGUAAUAAAACAGAAGCAGCAGCAUUUUGAAUAAUUUGAGAAUUACAUUUCAAACACAUGCCCUUUGAAGCUCAAUAAUGGAACGUACAGAAGUGUGAGUGUAAAAGGUUGCU